UUCCCUGGCUCCGGGUGCUGCUGGCCGCCCGGCGGCUCCCCCGAGGGUCAUGGCUGCCCAGGCUCCGCGAGAGCCCAGCCUGGCGACCACGUCGAGAAGAUUCUCACAGCGAUCAGAACUGACCACAGAAGAAUCCUUACCUCCAGAAAACAGGAGUGCCCCAAGACGCAAGCUGUCACAGAAGCAGAAGUCAAUGUCCUCUGGGCUCUCCACAGGGGGCUACCUUUCCCCGUGGCCCCACUACACCAGCGGCCAGACCAUUCUGUAUAAUCGAAAGCCCUGCUCCGUGGACUGGCAGCCGCAGAAAAGUGUCCAGCAGGAAAAGUCCUUGGGCAUCACCAAGCCGAGGUACCUCGAGCAGCUGGAGAACUACCUCCGUAAGGAGCUGCUUCUGCUGGAUCUGAGCACCGAUUCGGCCGAGGAGCUGCGGCUGCAGCCUUACCGAGAGAUCUUUGAGUUCUUCAUAGAGGACUUUAAAACGUACAAGCCGCUGCUGUCAUCCAUCAAGAACGCAUAUGAGGGCCUGCUGGCCCACCAGAGGGAGAAGAUUCGGACCCUGGAGCCACUGAAAGCCAAGCUUGUCACUGUGAAUGAGGAAUGCAGCGAGCGAAUCCUGGCCAUGAGGGCCGAGGACAAAUCGGAAAUCUCUGUGCUGAAGAAAGAGAAGAUGGACUUGCUGAAGCUCAUUGACAAGAAGAAUGAGGAGAAGGUUUCACUGCAGACUGAGGUAUUCAAACUGAGGAAGAACUUGGCUGAGGAAUACCUGCGUUACCUCAGUGAGCGAGAUGCCCGCAAGAUCCUCCUCGCUGACCUGAAUGAGCUGCGGUACCAGCGCGAGGACAUGUCUCUGGCCCAGGCCCCUGGCACCUGGGGGGAGGACCCUGUGAAGUUGACCCUGGCUCUGAAGAUGGCCCGGCAGGACCUGACCCGCACACAGAUGGAACUCAACACCAUGAAGGCCAACUUUGGAGACGUGGUGCCCAGGAGGGACUUCGAAAUGCAAGAGAAGAUCAACAAGGAUCUGCAGGAGCAGCUGGAGAGCCUGCGCGCCGACUACGAGGAGGUAUGCAAGGAGCAUGAGAUCCUGCUGCAGCUGCACAUGGGCACGCUGAAGGAGCGGGACCAGUUCUACAACGAGCUGCAGGAGAUCCAGCGUACCUCCACACCGCGGCCAGACUGGGCCAAGUGCGAAGAAAUCGUAUCCGGGGGCCAACCGCGCUGGCUGAUACUGGCCGAGGGCAAGAACAGCGACCAGCUGGUGGAUGUGCUCCUGGACGAGAUUGGCGAGGGGUUGCUCCGGCAGAAAACCUUCUUCCAGGGCCUGGGCUACGGGAGUGACGUUCCCUCCUGCCUUCGAUUCGAUGGCGUGGUGGAGAACAAGAAAUCGAGCAGGAAGGAAGUGUUGUUGCUCAUCAGGGAUUUCUGGAAGGCGCGUCUUGCAGAAGACAAGAGAGAGUCAUUCUCAGAUUCCUUCUUCAAUUUCCUGGACCGUCGUUUUGAGACCAGUGAGGCGAUGGCCUGGGCUUAUACAAUUUAUGAAUACGUCAAGCUCAACCGCUCCAAUGAGGUGAUGAUUCAGUUCUAUGCCACCUUGGUGGGAAAGUGCAGCGAGAAUGUGUACCUCAGGCACCAGGAGACAGUAGCACAGCUGCAGAAGGAGAUGAUGAGUGCUGACCAACAGAACGAGGGCAUGCUGACCAUGGAGCAGCUGAAUUCCAUUCUCAAGAGCACCUUCCCCCUGAAGAAGGAUGAGAAAAUUCAGGAGUUGAUGGAGGCAGCGGGCUGGAAUGCCAAAAGUGACAUUUCAGACUCAUUCAAGUACAGCAUCUUAUUUACAGAGGAUGAGGAGGGCCAGAGUACACUCUUUGUGCAGAAGAUCUGGGAACAGUACAUGAAUGAAAAAGCCGAGUAUUUGGAGGAGUUUAAGCAGGAGCUGGGCCUGGAACUCACCAGUGCAGUGACCCCAUUCAUGGUCCGUGAAGCCCUGAUGAACAUAGAUCCCAGCCUGGAGAAGCAGGCCCUGGACACCCUUGUGAGCCAAAUCUUCCGGAUCUCUGUAUCAGAAAUGACAGAAAGUGAAGGGAGGGAAGAGGAAAAGGAGAUUUCUGUCAACGCCGCACUGGAGUAUCUUCAGGCGAUGGAUGUUGUGCGCAUGGGGCCUCGGGAGCAGGAUCCUGCAGCGAAGGCCACUGGGCUCAGCUCCCUUGACGUUUAA
Messenger RNA from Sorex fumeus (smoky shrew), 2215 nucleotides. It is a transcript of the gene TSNAXIP1, whose product is annotated as translin associated factor X interacting protein 1. NCBI's taxonomy places the organism in Eukaryota, Metazoa, Chordata, Mammalia, Eulipotyphla, Soricidae. The coding region runs from base 50 to 2215 and encodes 721 amino acids. The transcript is spliced from 16 exons. The record is from RefSeq and is a predicted model, not a curated record. Gene Ontology annotation, cellular component: cytoplasm.